Molecule: messenger RNA, 1230 nt
Organism: Colletotrichum siamense
Lineage: Eukaryota; Fungi; Ascomycota; Sordariomycetes; Glomerellales; Glomerellaceae
Gene: Slc16a8
Product: Monocarboxylate transporter 3
Exons: 5
Coding region: 1-1230 (409 amino acids)
Biological process (GO): transmembrane transport
Cellular component (GO): fungal-type vacuole membrane
Molecular function (GO): transmembrane transporter activity
Source: RefSeq, a predicted model, not a curated record
AUGGCUACUUGGGGCUUUGGAGCUACUCAAGGUGUUUUCCGAGAAUACUACUUCAAGACGCCUCCUUUCGAAGGAAAUCAGUUAGUAGCUUCCACAGGCCUACUAGUAGUCGUGAGUCAAGCAACAUUCAUGGAUUCCUUCUCAAGGACUCAGCAGAUACAGGGCCUUCUUCAAACGCUUCCGCCAUUGAUUCUCAAAAUCAUUUCAUCGAACCCUCAAUACAAGUUUCACAUGAUGUGGAGCGGGAUGGUUCUAGUCGUAGCAUCUUCUAUCGGUGCUGCUUUCUCGACAUCUGCGGUCCAGGUUAUUAUGACACAGGGACUCAUGUAUGGUUUAUCGAGCGGCCUGCUAUUUGCGCCGUGUCUCACAUUCGUGGACGAAUGGUUUCUAAAACGACGUGGUCUUGCCAAUGGCAUCUUCUUUGGCGCACCCAACAUUGCUGCCGCAGGUCUUUCGCCCAUAUUCUCCGUUCUUCUCAAGCGCUUUGGUCGUCGAACCACCCUCAUAGGAUGGACUUCAUUCGCAGCUGUCAUUAUUUCCCUUGGCAUCAUCUGCGUUCGCUCCCGAUGUGACAGCAAGGCGGAGGUAGCGGCAGCGUCUCAACAGCCGUACUCAAUGAAGAGAAUAUUCAAGAAGUCAACAUUCUGGUUGUUUGUCCUUUCUAUGACACUUCAAAGCCUGGCGAAUAACUUACCUGCCAACUACCUUCCCAGCUUUGCGACCGACCUUGGUGUUUCGCCUGAAAAGGGCGCUCUAUUGGUCACUUUCUUAUCGCUGUUUGGUAUCAUCGGUCAGAUAUCAAUCGGUGCCCUAACGGACGCGAUCGGGCCUUUGGUGCCCAUGCUGAUGAGUACCCUCGUCAGCAGUUUCGCCGUGUUCGUGGUUUGGGGUCUCGGCAAAUAUUACUGGAACAUGGUAGUCACAUCUAUACUGUUUGGUGCAUUUGCUUUCAGCUUUAUGGUCUUGCGCAGUCAUAUGGCUGCAGUAGUUGUUGACGACCCCAAUCGCCCAAGCGAGGAGUUGUUCGUGUCUGGAAUUCUUCUCUUCACCCGUGGUGUCAUUGGAGUUGCUUCGGGAUAUAUCGCUGCAGCUGUCCUGCAGAACAAUGACCAUAUUGGGGUUCAGCCCGGAUACGGUGCUGGGAAAUGGCGUGAUUUUAUCAUUCUUGUGGGAACUACGAUGACGGCAGCGACCGUUGGGGCGUUUGGUUUGUGGAAAAGAAGAAGAUGA